Messenger RNA from Aspergillus viridinutans, 813 nucleotides. RefSeq lists its product as uncharacterized. Bases 1 to 813 code for a protein of 270 amino acids. NCBI's taxonomy places the organism in Eukaryota, Fungi, Ascomycota, Eurotiomycetes, Eurotiales, Aspergillaceae. The record is from RefSeq and is a predicted model, not a curated record. The transcript has 5 exons.
AUGGCCCGCAGUGUCCUCGUCAUAGGUUACACGCCCCUAAACUCGCCACUAUGGGCUACUAUGCUUAUCCCAAGAUCUAUCCAGCCGUUAACGCUUCACCUAGGCGCCAACCGAGGCAUCGGCUUAAACCUACUUAAGGCGUUUGCCCAGCGCGGCUGGACAGUGUUCGGCACCGUACGAGCGGAGAGUCGAUCAGACGCCUCGUUCCACGAUGCAAGCACCCUGCCACUGAAUUACUCAAUCAAUAAUCUCGAGGCGACGGGCGCAACGAUCUUCGACCUCGAUUAUCUGGACGAGAGCAGUAUUGCUGCUGCGGCGAAGAGCUAUGGGGAGGAAAAGCCGCUUGACGUCUUGAUUAACUGUGCAGGCCUCCCGGUGCGUCCAGCUUCAUGGGAAGAGACGACGGCCGAGCAUAUGAUUACCAAGUUCCGAGUGAUGAGCGUCGGCCCGUUCCUAGCGACCAAGUACUUCCUCCCUAGCCUGACCAAAAGCCUCGCUGGGAAGGUCAUCAACAUUACCUCCUUCUGGGCGUCUCUUCAGGAAAAUGACUUUGGGGAGUAUAUCAGCUACCGCACGGCCAAGGCAGCGCUGAACAUGGAGACUGUGACUAUCGCACACGAGCUGAAGGCGAGAAACCUCAACGUCACCGUGUUGGCGCUGGAUCCGGGGGAUGUUCCGACGAAGCUUAGUGGGUGGGAGGGGACUACUGAUAUGGAGGCGUCCAUUAGAGGGAUGGUGAAGAUCAUUGAAGAGGCGGAAGUUGAUCUUUCGGGCAGUUAUUUUAGGUGGAAUGGGGAGAAGAUUCCGUUUUGA